CCUUUCUCUCUCUGUCUCUCUCAAAGUACACCAAGUCACCAAGUUCUCCAUCUAAGUCCCGUUUCCCUGUCUCCACCCUUCCGAUCUGUCCAUAACUGUAAUUUAUCUGCUGCGAACAACGAUCUCCGGCUCUCCGAAUCUCCGACUGCUCGAGUUCGUGGCGAAAAGGUGCGGACUUCCGCACGUUCUUUGUUCGAUUCCGCGGCGUCACUCCGAUUGUUCUUGCGGGGCUUUUGGCGUGGUUGUAUCGGGAUUCGUGCUGUGGCUUUAAUUUUCAAGAGGAAUAGAGCAUUAGAGCGAGACUGUGUGUGUGUGUGUGAGAGAGAGAGAGAGAGAGAGAGAGAGUUUUGAGCUUUUUCUCGUUUUCAAGCAGAGGAUGAGCUACGAAGGAUGAACGAUGCCAGUACUGCGUAGUGGAGCGCGCAGGGGCCGGGCAGCAGCGAAGCAGCAGCAGCCGAAUCCGAUCGGAGUGGGUGAGGGGAUUGCGACGAGGACGCGGCGAAGGCGUGCGGCCGCAGCAGCAGCAAACAACAAUAACAACAACGAUAACAUUAACAAUAAAGGGCAGAGAGGGGUCAAUGAGAACGUAGUUGUUGCGGCGGCGGCGAAGGAGGAGGAGGAAGAGGUUCGGGGAUUGGAGGGAGGUGGUGGGGCGGAGAAGGAGGGGGUGGGGGAGAAGCAAAUGGAUGAUUUCGAGAGUGGGGGGAAGAGCAAUGACAAGGCUCCCGUCGGUGAAGACGAAGGAAGCACCGCUCCGCUCCCUGAGAUGGUUCAGGUUGGUGGUUCCCCGUUGUACAGAAUAGAAAGAAAGUUGGGUAAGGGUGGCUUUGGACAAGUGUAUGUUGGUCGGCGUGUUUCUUCAUUAAAUACAAAUGAGAGAACUACUGGCACUGGAGCUGUGGAGGUGGCGCUAAAAUUUGAACAUAGAAGUAGCAAAGGAUGUAACUAUGGACCACCAUGUGAGUGGCAAGUUUACAACACUCUUGGUGGUAGUCAUGGAGUACCACGUGUACAUUAUAAGGGCCGUCAGGGUGACUAUUAUGUCAUGGUCAUGGAUAUGCUGGGUCCAAGCUUGUGGGAUGUUUGGAAUAAUAACUCUCAGACAAUGUCCAUUGAAAUGGUUGCAUGUAUUGCCAUUGAAGCAAUAUCCAUUUUGGAGAAGAUCCACUCUCAAGGAUAUGUGCAUGGCGAUGUAAAGCCAGAAAAUUUUCUGCUUGGUACUCCAGGGACCACUGACGAGAAAAAACUGUUCCUAGUUGAUCUUGGAUUAGCUACUAGAUGGAGAGAUAAUACAACUGGCCUGCAUGUUGACUAUGACCAGAGACCUGAUGUUUUCAGGGGAACAGUGCGUUAUGCUAGUGUGCAUGCUCAUUUAGGGAGAACUGGUAGUAGGAGAGAUGAUCUAGAGUCUCUUGCAUAUACACUUGUUUUCCUUCUUCGAGGUCGUCUGCCUUGGCAAGGGUACCAGGGAGAGAAUAAAGGGUUCCUUGUUUGCAAGAAGAAGAUGGCAACAUCUCCAGAGACCUUGUGUUGCUUCUGUCCACCACCUUUCAGACACUUUGUUGAAUAUGUGGUGAACUUGAGGUUUGAUGAAGAACCCAAUUAUGCAAGAUAUAUUUCUCUGUUUGAUGGAAUUAUCUGUCCAAAUCUAGAUAUCAGGCCAAUCAACACAGAGGGCGCACAGAAGCUUAUUGGUCAUAAGAGAGCCCGGUUGGCAAUGGAGGAGGAAGAAGAUGAUGGACAGCCGAAGAAGAAGGUUCGUUUGGGCAUGCCAGCUACACAGUGGAUUAGUAUUUACAAUGCUCGUCGACCUAUGAAGCAAAGAUAUCACUAUAAUGUAGCAGAUACAAGGCUUUCCCAGCACAUUGAUAAAGGAAAUGAGGACGGCUUAUUUAUCAGCAGUGUAGCCUCAUGUCAGAACCUUUGGGCCCUAAUUAUGGAUGCAGGAACUGGUUUUACUUCACAAGUUUAUGAGCUCUCACAACAUUUUCUUCACAAGGAAUGGAUAAUGGAGCAGUGGGAAAAGAACUAUUAUGUCAGUGCUAUAGCUGGAGCAAUGAAUGGGAGUUCCUUGGUAGUAAUGUCUAAGGGUACACAAUAUGUACAGCAGUCUUACAAAGUUAGUGAUUCGUUUCCUUAUAAGUGGAUAAACAAAAAAUGGAGGGAGGGCUUCUAUGUUACUGCAAUGGCCACCUCAGGAAGCAGAUGGGGAGUUGUUAUGUCUCGUGGUGCAGGAUUUUCUGACCAGGUCGUUGAACUAGAUUUCCUUUACCCUAGCGAAGGUAUUCAUCGGCGGUGGGAUUAUGGAUAUCGAAUCACAGCAACUGCCUCGACUUGGGACCAGACUGCUUUUGUUCUUAGUGUUCCAAAAAAGAAGCCGGCAGAUGAAACGCAGGAGACGCUUCGAACAUCUGCUUUCCCUAGUUCACAUGUAAAGGAGAAGUGGGCGAAGAAUCUGUAUAUUGCAUCUGUUUGUUAUGGACGAACAGUUUCGUGAUCUGCUAAUGUUUGUGGCGCCGGUAGACUCUUUUUGCCUUGCUCUCUCAAUGCCUACUAUCCAAUUGGGAUACCCUGGUAUUCAGAAGUGGUUCUAUCCAGGCUUAAGAGAAAUUUUGAUGACUAAAUGCCCAAGUUAAAAUGUAACUAUAAGUAUAGAAACUGGGUUAAAACUCUUUUUGUCUUUUGUUUGUCAAUUGCUUUGGGAAUUCGGUUAUGUUGAUGUCAAUGAUAAAUUAAAUCCCAUCUUAAUGAAAAGAAGAAUUCUUUUUCUUUUU
Corylus avellana is the source of this 2774-nucleotide messenger RNA. Its product is annotated as casein kinase 1-like protein HD16. Gene Ontology annotation, molecular function: ATP binding; protein kinase activity. NCBI's taxonomy places the organism in Eukaryota, Viridiplantae, Streptophyta, Magnoliopsida, Fagales, Betulaceae. The record is from RefSeq and is a predicted model, not a curated record. Gene Ontology annotation, biological process: protein phosphorylation.